Aphanomyces invadans is the source of this 2189-nucleotide messenger RNA. RefSeq lists its product as hypothetical. Bases 989 to 2020 code for a protein of 343 amino acids. The transcript has a single exon. The record is from RefSeq and is a predicted model, not a curated record. Lineage: Eukaryota; Oomycota; Saprolegniomycetes; Saprolegniales; Verrucalvaceae.
CCGGGGAAAAUCCUUUCGUUGGUGGCUACAACAUCCUUGGAUUCACGGACAGGUCUCGAUCACCUGGUGAUGUUGUGCAAUUCAAGCUACGUCCACGUCAUGUCUCUGGUCUAUGGGGGCGUGGAUCUCCUCCACGGCCGACUCCUUUGAUGCCACCCCACAUCCGCUGGAACGACCACCAACGACGAAUGGUCUUGCCGUUUACAUGAGCCCAACGCGGCUCACGACCAGCUUUCGCUCCCAAUCCCAAACAUAUUUGGACGCUGGGGUGGAGUACUCGCCGUCAACUAAAUGCGCUGGGGCGUCUUCGCCGAACAUGGUCACGCCAAUGUACGGGCAGUCGUCGAAGUCAUACGUGGCGUCCGCUUCGAGUCGUGCCAGAAGGUUCGGGGCGAAGUCGACCGGGAUGAGAGCUUCUUCAAGGACACAUGGCUUGGCUUUGACCAUUUCCUUUAGCACCUGCAUCGGUUCGUACGUCGACGGUGUUGGGGAUCGCGGGAAGCGGGAAUUCGCCUGUGCCUUUAUGUACGCGAUCGCGUCAGCAGGAGGCAUUGCCGCCAACGAGAUUGGCGUCGCCAGGAAAGUUGGCCAUGCCGGGUGCGGCGUCCGCAGUAGAAACUUAAACACGUCGUCGCCUUCUAGAGUGUGCAGCCGAUGGACGAGCCUGAAGCACGCGUGGAGGGCUCGGUCGUAUUGAUCUUGCAUGUCUUUGGACCGGACGUGAUCCAUCAGAAAGAACUGGCUCCACAUCGCGAACGCGUGUUGCUCAAAGAAGCUCGACAACGAAGCGCUCCACGCCAUGCGACCACGUUGCCCCGUGGGAAGGAAUGUGUGGAAGUGUUGGCUCCAUUUAAGCCAAGGCUUCGUCUUUAAAACCGCAUCGUACGUAGCUUUCACGCCUCCCGAUCCUGGGGCAGGCAUGAUCGCGGCACCAACGUGGAUCACAUGCUUGUUGGGUUGUCCUUUGGGAGCGCCAACGUAGUUGGUGAUGGUGUCGUUGGCUGUCUGUUUUGGCUUCGUAGGUUUGGGCUUGGUCGUGUCAGGUUCAUCGUUGAGAACACGCAAUUUUUUGUCUCGCUCCCGCCGCAAGAAAUUGCUCACUGCAGCCGCCCCGCGCUCGCUAGGCCGCCGCCUACCAUCUGGAACCGGUGCAGGUGUUUCGGCUGCCGGUGUGCCACUGUUCUUGUCCGUGGGACCAUCCUCGUCGAGUGUGGGGACAUCGACAGGAGCGCUAGGGGCAGCACUGCGGUCUCGUUCGUCAUUUAGACCCCGUAGCUUUGCAUCUUGUUCGCGUCGCACGAUGUUGCUCAGAGCCGCCGCACCGCGCUCGCUUGGUCGCCGCCGUACUUCAAAGGUGGGUGGUUGCGCAGCGGGGUUAAUCCUCUCAUGCUUGGUGUCUUCAUCAAAUGAAGUCAAAGAGCCAGGUGCAACCGUGCGGGCUCUUCGCUUGCGGAGAAGGGCAACCUGUUGCGGAGACUUUGUCCGAGUUGUUCUGUUCAGUGUACUUGUGGCUCCUGGCACCGGGACAUCGACGAUUAACUUCGGCUUUUUUGCGGAUGGGGUCGGGGUAGCUUGCGCAAUCCGAUCAUCGGACUUGGACGUUCGUCGCUUGGUCGGCUUGGUGGAGGCAGUAGGACUUGCUGGUUGUGAAUGCCUCGUCAGCGCCAUUCCAUGCACGACGGUCACGUUUGAAGAAGCUUCUGGGGAAGUCGCAGGAGCACCCAUGUCGGCAAACGCCGACUCCACCAACUUUGAAUCCAACGGAACAGAAAAUAUCGUCACGUUUUCGUCGCCACCCACAAACCUGUUGACCUUGUCUUGGUCCUUGUCGGCAAAUGCAGCAGCCAAUUCACGCAGACCUCUGGCGUUUCUUGUCUGGAACGUUGCUUCAAUCCACGUCACGAAUCUCUCAAUGUCUCGAGAUGUGGAGUCUGUUCCACUGCUCGACUUUGUUGUGGCGACACCGUCCGAGUUGGCCUUAGCAAACCCAAGUGCUAGGGCCUUCGUGCGACUCGAUUGAUCCUGCAAUUCGUCAACCAACUUACUGGCGGCAGCAAACGACGCCAUAACCUGGCGCCCCAAUGCCUCCACUUUCUCGACCUCAUCCACCACAGCUCGAGUCUUCUUGGUGCUCAUGUUGGUCCAACCGUUCAUUGCGCCGCCGUGUCUGGAUACCGACGGUGGACGAG